Messenger RNA from Sitodiplosis mosellana (orange wheat blossom midge), 1577 nucleotides. RefSeq names its product O-glucosyltransferase rumi homolog. Gene Ontology annotation, molecular function: UDP-xylosyltransferase activity; UDP-glucosyltransferase activity. The record is from RefSeq and is a predicted model, not a curated record. Gene Ontology annotation, cellular component: endomembrane system. Lineage: Eukaryota; Metazoa; Arthropoda; Insecta; Diptera; Cecidomyiidae. Gene Ontology annotation, biological process: protein O-linked glycosylation; positive regulation of Notch signaling pathway. The transcript has 3 exons. Bases 141 to 1349 code for a protein of 402 amino acids.
CAGUGUGUGUGCGUGUGUGAAACGUCACAUCUGUACGAAUAUUGGAAAUUGUUUACACUCGUUUGUGUGACAUCAAAAAGAACGCGCAACAUCCCACUUGUUACCUGCGACCGAAUUCCGAUGCUCAUCAAAGGAUUACCAUGAAAACAAUUCUUGAAACAGUCGGCAUUUAUUUGUUCCUUGUCAAUGCUAUUUCAUCGGAAGAGAAUAGUUGUUCAGAUGGUGGUAACACCUGUGUGAAAACAACUGAGACUAACGAUUCACAUGGCGGUGUGAAUUUGUACAGCAAAGAAACAAAUGAGUUCAUAUCGAAAAUCAAUCAAGCGCUCGCCGAGUAUGAACCGUGUGAAGAGAAAAAUUGCGGUUGUCAUGCGGGAACCAUCACCAAGUCGUUGCAUCCAUUUCGAAAUGGAAUUACCGAAAAGAUGUUGGACGAUGUACGGCAAUUGGGCACCAAAUAUCAAAUUAUUGACAAGCACAUCUAUCGUGAUCCUAGUUGUUUGUUUCCAUCGCGUUGUGCGGGUAUUGAAUAUUUUCUGAAAGCAAAUAUUCAGAAAAUUCCCGAUCUGGAGAUGAUUGUGAAUUGCCGGGAUUGGCCACAAAUCAAUAUUCACCAUCAUAAAUUUGGUCCAAUAUUUUCGUUCAGUCGAACCAAUGAUUAUUAUGAUAUUAUGUAUCCGGCGUGGAGUUUUUGGGCAGGCGGUCCUGCGAUUUCACUCUAUCCAACGGGCUUAGGUCGAUGGGAUCAACAUCGAAAAUCGAUCAAUGAUGCGUCACACGCAUGGCCAUGGUCCGAGAAGAAUUCGGUUGGAUUUUUCCGUGGCUCACGAACCUCCUCUGAACGCGAUCCAUUAGUGUUACUCUCAAGAGAAGACCCCGAUCUCGUCGAAGCUCAGUAUACAAAAAAUCAAGCGUGGAAAUCACCAAAAGACACACUCAACGCAGAACCAGCCAAGGAGAUCUCCUUGGAAGAUCACUGCCAAUAUAAAUACCUCUUUAAUUUUCGGGGAGUUGCAGCUAGUUUUAGAUUUAAGCAUUUGUUCCUCUGUAAAUCAUUAGUAUUUCACGUUGGUGAUGAAUGGCAAGAGUUUUUCUACGACUCGCUAAAGCCAUGGGUUCAUUAUGUGCCAGUAUCGAAAAAUCCAAGUGCCGAAGAAUUGCGGAAAUUGUUGGAGUUUUUCAAAGAGCACGAUCAUCUAGCCAAGGAUAUUGCAGAAAGGGGCAGAAAUCAAAUUUGGGAACAUCUGAAGAUGAAAGAUAUUCAUUGCUACUGGCGGAAGCUGCUGCGUAAAUACGCCAAAUUACUUAAAUUCGAAGUCAAACGCGAUCCGAAUCUCAUUCUAGUAUAAAAAAGAAGAAAAAACGAAGAAUGCUCAAAUGUAGUGGACUCAGUACUAUUGUAACGAAAAACAGAUUGAAAUUGUGGAUAAAAUGAUUUAUUUUUCAUUACUACUAAAAAAGAGUGUUUUCUGAGAAUUUUAUUUUGAAAUACAAGUUUUUAAAAAAGUGAACACCUCUCCUAAUAUGAAAUAUAAAGUGUAAAAUAUGAUGUGAAUAAAAAAAAUCAAUAGAAAAAA